AUGCCAGCUACCGAAAUAAUACCUUUAAAACAUACUGACUUGUUUAAGUCAAUAAAAGUUGGUGACCAUACCUUGUCAAAUAAAGUUGUUCAUGCUCCCACGACUAGAUUCAGGGCUUUAGACGAUCAUACUCCUUCGGAUUUAGAAUUUGAGUAUUAUUCUAAGAGAUCUCAGUUUCCUGGUUCAUUGUUGGUUACUGAAGCAACUUUUGUAUCUGAGCAAGCUGGUCUAUACUCUAAUGUUCCUGGGAUUUGGGAAGCUAAGCAUGUUCAAGCUUGGAAGAAGAUAACUGAUGAAGUUCAUAAGAAUGGUUCCUUCAUCGCUUGUCAAUUCUGGUAUUUGGGUAGGGUUGGUGAUCCAAAGUUAUUAAAGAAACGUGGAUUGGAUUUUGUUUCGUCGUCUGACAAUUAUGUCGAUAAAAAGUCCAAAAAAUAUGCCGAAUCUGUUGGUAAUCCUCUUAGAGCUUUGACAGAAGACGAAGUUCACGAUCUUGUAUUCAAGACAUACGCUAAUGCAGCCAAAAAUGCAUUAGCUGCUGGUUUUGAUUAUAUUGAACUCCAUGGUGCCCACGGUUACUUAAUCGAUCAAUUCCUUCAGCCAUCAGCAAACACCAGAAAUGACAAAUACGGUGGAAGUAUUGAGAAAAGAGCAAAGUUUGUGUUGGAUUUAAUCGAUCAUUUGACUUCUAUUGUCGGCGCACAUAGAUUAGCCAUUAGGCUUUCGCCGUGGGCCAAGUUCCAAGGUAUUAAAAGUGAAGAAGAUACAGUGCAUCCUAUCACAACAUUCAGUUAUCUUUUACAUGAAUUACAGAACAGAGCUGAUGCAGGCAACCAGCUUGCAUACAUUUCUAUUGUAGAGCCUCGGGUUCAGGGAACAAUUAGCGUAGGUGAAGACCAACAAAAGGGAAACAAUGAUUUCGUGGGUCAGAUUUGGAAAGGUAUAAUUUUGAAGAGUGGUAAUUACACCUAUGAUGCUCCUAACUUCAAGACCAUGUUACAAGAUAUCAGUGACAACCGUACUUUAGUUGGAUUUUCAAGAUAUUAUACUUCUAACCCCGAUUUAGUUAAAAGACUUUACGAAGGAUGGGACUUGGUUCCUUACGAUAGGCCUACCUUUUACACCAAAAACAAUUGGCACUAUAACACCUUUGCUAACUAUGAAGAGGAAGACAAGUCCAUCAAGGAAGAAGAAGAAAAGAGAUUUGCUAAAGAUAUCGGAUUACUUAAAGCUCAUUUGUGA
This is a messenger RNA of Debaryomyces hansenii CBS767, 1239 nucleotides long. Its product is annotated as alkene reductase. Gene Ontology annotation, molecular function: NADPH dehydrogenase activity; FMN binding. Lineage: Eukaryota; Fungi; Ascomycota; Pichiomycetes; Serinales; Debaryomycetaceae. The record is from RefSeq and is a predicted model, not a curated record. The transcript has a single exon. The coding region runs from base 1 to 1239 and encodes 412 amino acids.